Molecule: messenger RNA, 1508 nt
Organism: Entelurus aequoreus (snake pipefish)
Lineage: Eukaryota; Metazoa; Chordata; Actinopteri; Syngnathiformes; Syngnathidae
Gene: syngr3a
Product: synaptogyrin 3a
Exons: 4
Coding region: 112-801 (229 amino acids)
Cellular component (GO): neuromuscular junction; synaptic vesicle membrane
Source: RefSeq, a predicted model, not a curated record
CGGGAGCGCGCACGCAGGAGCGCUCCCUGCAGCAGAGCUCGGGCGGCGUGCGUGUGCGUGUGCGCGUGUGCGGUGGGGGAGCCUCGAGGAGCGCACACGGAACCAGCGAAGAUGGACGGAGUGGGAUCGUUCGGAGCGGGCCGAAGCGGCUCCACUGUGGACCCCAUUACCUUCGUCAAGCAACCGCAGACCAUAUUGAGGAUCCUGUCGUGGAUCUUCUCCCUGGUGGUGUUUGCCUCCAUCGUGAACGAGGGCUACGUCAACUUUGGCAGCGAGCGUCUCUACUGCGUCUUCAACAAGAACGCGGACGCGUGCAACUACGGAGUGUUUGUGGGCCUGCUGGGUCUGCUGGCCGCCUCCUUCUUCCUGCUUCUGGACUACAAGUUCUCUUCCAUCAGCUCCGUCAAAGACCGCAAGAAGGCCGUCAUGCUUGAGAUGGUCUUCUCGGGUUUCUGGGCCUUCUUGUACUUUGUAAGCUUCUGCUUCCUGGCCACUCAGUGGUCUCAAACUACAGCUGAUGAGCUGCCACUCAACCAGGGGGCGGACGCGGCUCGGGCCGCCAUCGCCUUCUCCUUCUUCUCGGUACUCACUUGGGCUGGUCUCACGGUGCGUGCCGUGCAGAAGUACCUGCUGGGCACCGACAUGAGCCUCUUCACCUCAGAGCAUGCAGACGGCGCCGCCCCCGCCCAGUCUUGCCCCUCCGACCCACCAGGGGGCACCGGCGAGUCCACGGAAGCUUACCAGAACCCGCCGUUUACAGAGAACAACACAGCGCCCACGUACCAGGUUCCCAUUUAUUAGCCGGGGUCAAGACUAGAAAAAAGGUCUACUUGUCACUUUUCAAAACCACGUUAGCAAAUAUUUGCUUUCCUCCUCUCGUUGUUGACGUCGACAUUCCAGCUCUUUCUGCACUUUUCUACGCUCGCUUCCACGCAGAGGACAUUCCUCGGCGGAAAGGUCGGAGAGAAAAGAGAAAACAAGAGGAGGAAUCAUAGGAGAUGAGGCGGUAUUCCAACACUUUCACUUUCACUUUCCUUCUGUCCAACAGCGAUCACACGUAUUAAUUGGUUCCGCAUGUAGCAACUCAAGUGCCAUACUGUACUCCAAGUGACUUCCUUUAGCAACAAUAGUUUCUGUGAGCAGGUGCGAGAUCAUGAUGUCACUUUGUCCUGCACUGCGGGGGAGCCACACUGGCUGGGUGUGGAUAGAGAAAGUGAAAGCAACAUUGUGGAAACAGCAGGUUGUUAAAAAAAAAAAACCACUAAAACAAACAUUAAAAAAAUGACAGAAACAUGGAAUCAAUAUGUUGGAAGAAAUGUAUCAAAUACAAAAUGUAUACAGUAUUUAUAUCUAAUUUUUAUUUUUAGAUUCUCCCGAACAAAUCUUGUUCUUUUAGUUGAAUUGUGUUGUUUACAUGUCAGUCAUAUAUUCAGUAAUAUUCUGUAUUAUAUUUAUUACUAGUGUCAUUAUUAUGUCUCUAUGUAUUUACUUUAUAUUUUCCCUAACAU